AUGCUGUUUGCUCGAUCGGUGUUUCGAUCUCAUCUGAGACCAUCAUUGCAAUCUGCUUCUUGCUGUUCUUACUCUUCUGCUUCGUCGGCUGAAGCUGAAAGGACGAUUAGAGAAGGACCAAGAAAUGAUUGGACCAAAGAUGAGAUCAAAUCUGUUUACGAUUCUCCAGUUCUAGAUCUCCUCUUCCACGGAGCUCAGGUUCAUAGGCAUGCUCAUAACUUCAGGGAGGUGCAGCAAUGUACUUUACUCUCCGUUAAGACUGGUGGAUGCAGUGAGGACUGCUCGUAUUGUCCUCAGUCUUCAAGAUAUACCACUGGAGUAAAAGCUCAAAGGCUAAUGUCCAAGGAUGCUGUUAUUGAUGCUGCAAUUAAGGCAAAAGAAGCUGGUAGCACACGUUUUUGCAUGGGUGCUGCGUGGCGAGAUACAGUAGGCCGUAAAACCAAUUUCAACCAGAUACUUGAAUAUGUCAAAGAAAUAAGAGAGAUGGGAAUGGAGGUUUGCUGCACAUUGGGUAUGUUGGAGAAGCAACAAGCUUUAGAGCUCAAAAAUGCUGGCCUCACUGCUUAUAACCAUAACCUUGAUACUUCAAGAGAGUACUACCCAAACAUCAUCACUACUAGAAGUUAUGACGAACGUCUGGAAACUCUUAAGCAUGUUCGUGAAGCUGGAAUCAAUGUCUGUUCAGGCGGAAUAAUAGGGCUCGGAGAAGCGGAGGAAGACAGAGUUGGUUUAUUGCACACACUAGCAACACUUCCUUCUCACCCUGAGAGUGUUCCCAUCAAUGCACUGCUCGCGGUUAAAGGCACGCCUCUCGAAGAUCAGAAGCCGGUUGAGAUAUGGGAGAUGAUCAGGAUGAUCGCAACAGCACGUAUAGUGAUGCCAAAAGCAAUGGUGAGGUUAUCAGCAGGUAGAGUCCGGUUCUCGAUGCCUGAGCAGGCGCUGUGUUUCCUUGCCGGAGCCAACUCCAUCUUUACCGGAGAGAAGCUAUUAACUACUCCGAACAAUGAUUUCGAUGCAGACCAGCUUAUGUUCAAGAUAUUAGGCCUCACUCCCAAACCACCAAGUUUCUCUGAAGGAGAUUCUGAGUCAGAGAACUGCGAGGAAGUUGCUUCUGCAUCUCACUAA
Molecule: messenger RNA, 1125 nt
Organism: Arabis nemorensis
Lineage: Eukaryota; Viridiplantae; Streptophyta; Magnoliopsida; Brassicales; Brassicaceae
Source: the annotation of a GenBank genome assembly